GAAACUAAACGCUAAAACGUAGCGUUUUGCUACUUUCAGUUUUUUUUUAUUAAUUAAUUAGUUGAAAGUUUUGCCGUCUCUUCUCUGUCUUUCCGAGUGGCUUGGAUUCGUUUCUGGAAGCAAAGACUCCGACUUUCAAACCGUACGUGGUCUCUCUGUCUCUUUGUCUCUCUCAGCCCUUAUCAAAGAUUUGAAGGCUUUGUAGUGAUGGCAACGAAGAAAGUGAUAGCUAUAUGUCAAGCAGGUGGACAGUUCGUAACUAACAAAGACGGUUUAUUAGUUUACACCAACGGAGACGCUUACGCCAUAGACAUCGAUCAUGAAACGUCAUUGACCGACUUCAGGUCCGAAUUAGCUGAGAAUUUCGGGUUUAGUUGGGAGACGAUGACCCUCAAGUACUUCCUCCCUGGAAACAGGAAGACCCUUAUCACCAUCUCCAAGGAUAAGGACUUUAAACGCAUGGUCAGCUUCUCCGUAGACGCACCUAAUGUCGAAGUCUUUGUCUUACCUGAGGAAUCUAAAGCGAUGAUUGUCUCCAACAUGCCAGCUAGUAGGUCAAGUAGGACAACUGCAUCUGAAGCAGUGGUACCUGUAGUUUCUGCAGGAGAUAUUGUUAUGGGAGACGACAAUGAUGGUGAUAUAACAACUAAUGAUUUUCAGAUCGACAUGGGACCAGUAAUGCCAGACAUAACCAGCCCUUUACCGUGCGAUUUCCUUCUAACCGACGACAAACAACACAUCAAACCCGCACAGCAGUGGGAAAACACCAUCACAGGCGUCGACCAAAGGUUCAGCAGCUUCGCAGAGUUCCGAGAUGCAUUACACAAGUACUCUAUCGCCCACGGGUUCACUUACAAGUACAAGAAAAACGACAGCCACCGCGUCUCGGUCAAAUGCAAAGCGCAAGGCUGCCCCUGGCGCAUCGCCGCGUCGAGGCUCUCCACCACGCAGCUGAUAUGCAUCAAGAGAAUGAACCCGAGGCAUACCUGCGAGAGAGCCGUAGUGAAAGCGGGUUACCGCGCGGCGAGAGGCUGGGUGGGAAGUAUUAUAAAGGAGAAGCUGAAGGCUUCUCCGGACUACAAGCCUAAGGAUAUAGCUGAGGAUAUAAAAAGAGAGUAUGGGAUACAGCUGAACUACUCGCAGGCGUGGAGAGCUAAGGAGAUUGCUAGAGAGCAGCUUCAAGGCUCUUAUAAAGAAGCGUAUACUCAGCUUCCUUUUCUUUGCGAGAAGAUUAAAGAGACUAACCCUGGUAGCGUUGCAACGUUCGUGACUAAAGAAGAUUCGAGCUUCCAUCGUCUCUUCAUAUCGUUCUACGCUUCUAUAAGUGGGUUUAGACAAGGCUCUCGCCCUCUACUCUUCCUUGACAGUGUUGUCUUAAACUCUAAGUACCAAGGGGUUAUCCUUGUUGCUACAGCUCCUGACGCAGAAGACGGAGCGUUUCCAGUAGCGUUUGCGGUUGCAAACACCGAGUCAGAAGAGAACUGGGUUUGGUUCUUGGAGAGUCUCAAAUCAGCGUUGGCUGAUUCACGGAGAAUCACGUUCGUUGCGGAUUUUCAAAACGGUUUGAAGAAUGCUUUACCUCUAGUGUUCGGUGACGAGCACCACCAUCACGCCUAUUGCCUGCGCCGCCUCGCGGAGAAGCUGAACACUGACUUGAAGGCUCAGUUCUCUCACGAGGCGAGACGGUUCUUGCUCAACGACUUCUACGCAGCUGCUUACGCCACGCGUCCUGAAGGAUACUACAGUUCCUUGGAGAAUAUAAAAAACAUUUCUCCUGAUGCUUGCGCUUGGGUUGUGGAGAGUGAGCCUCACCGUUGGGCGAACGCUUUGUUCGAAGGAGAGAGGUAUAACCACAUGAACUCCACUUUUGGUUUGGAUUUCUACAGCUGGGUCACUGAAGCGCACGAGCUGCCUAUAACUCAAAUGAUAGAUGAGCUGAGAGCAAAGCUGAUGCAAACGAUCUACACGCGGCAGGUGCAGUCCAGGGAGUGGGCUGGGACGGUGCUGACACCAAGUAACGAGGAGAAGCUACGGAAAGAGAUAGAACUUGCUAGGUCGCUUCAGGUGUCACGGCCUCACGAUAGCUUAUUUGAGGUUCACGGUGAAUCUAUCAACGUAGUUGAUAUCGAUCAGUGUGAUUGUGACUGUAAGGUGUGGAGAUUGACUGGUUUACCGUGUAGCCACGCGGUUGCGGUGAUUGAGUGCAUUGAGAAAAGCCCUUAUGAGUACUGCUCUAGAUACUUGACCUCGGAGAGUUACAGGUUGAUGUAUGCUGAGUCUAUUAACCCUGUCCCUAACGGAAUGACGAUGGCGGAGGAACAGCGUAUUGAAGGGGUUGUUUCAGUGACGCCGCCGCCUACGAGGAGGACACCGGGGAGACCAAAGAGUAAGCAGGUGGAACCGGUAGACAUGAUCAAGCGUCAGCUUCAGUGUAGCAACUGCAAGGGGUUAGGACACAACAAGAAGACUUGCAAAGCUGGGUCCCAGGUACAGACGGAGAGACAGGAUUAAGACAAAACAUAGUUAUGGUUAGCUGAUUUUGCCCAACAUUUUGGUUUUUUUCCCUGUAGUUGUUGGUUUAGUAGUGUCAAAGGUUGUGAGACCAGCACAUAAUCUAUGUUUUUAGUUGGCAUUAAACUUGAUGUAGUUCACAUUUUUGUCAUAGAUUUUUGGAAUUACAGUCCAUAUUAAACAA
Molecule: messenger RNA, 2695 nt
Organism: Brassica rapa (field mustard)
Lineage: Eukaryota; Viridiplantae; Streptophyta; Magnoliopsida; Brassicales; Brassicaceae
Molecular function (GO): zinc ion binding; protein binding
Source: RefSeq, a predicted model, not a curated record